UCCGGAGAAAGUGUGUCUGAUCGGCUGUGGAUUUUCCACCGGUUACGGGGCUGCCCUCAAUACUGCCAAGGUGGAACGUGGUUCUACCUGUGCUGUCUUCGGUCUGGGAGGAGUUGGCCUCUCAGUUGUCAUGGGCUGUAAAGCCGCUGGUGCUUCUCGGAUCAUCGGGGUUGACAUCAACAAAGACAAAUUUGCCAAGGCUAAAGAGUUAGGAGCCACCGAGUGCGUCAACCCUCAGGACUUCACAAAGCCCAUUGAAGAUGUGUUGAGGGAGCUGACUGGUGGUAAUGGUGUGGACUAUUCCUUUGAAGUCAUUGGACGCACUGAUACCAUGACAGCUGCCCUGGCAUCCUGCCACAUGAAUUACGGAACGAGCGUGAUUGUAGGAGUGCCUCCGUCAGCGUCACAGAUCAAACUCUGUUGUGUGCUUGUGAAAUUCACAGAUUCUUGGAUCAAUUUAGGUGUCUAAACCUGACUAAAGGGUAUGUGACUUGGGGUUUCAUGUCAAGUUAUCCCUGGCUUACUCCCACUGUAAAAAGGUAAAGUAUUAAGCAAAGCUUUCAUUUGAACAAUAUCCCUUAUUUCCUCUCCCUGUAGCUGUCUUUUAUAGGUAGAAACCCUGCUUAGUAGUCUUUUUGAUAGCAUUAGUCCAAUCUUGUUUUCUUUAAGACAAAACAACACACACACACACACACACACACAAAAGGGGGGGAAGAAAAGGCUAGCAAAGCUUUUUUUUUAAAUGCAGCUUUGGUGGCUGGUGCUGUCUUGCUGCUGGAGGAAAAGGUCCACAACACACAUCGUUUAUGAGCCACUUUAAGACCUGGCAAAGUUUUACCAGCGUCAGGCUAUUAAACGGUUGCUUUUACUUGCCUCUGGUCACAGGAUCCCAGCAGCGUUCCACCAGGCUCACAGUUUGUUCUCUCACAAACCCUGGAGUUACAGUUUUAGAGCCAUCUGACUCUAAUUCUCAUUUUAUAAAUUUGUUUUUGAUUUCAAAACAUCUCUGACCAUGAGAUUUUUUUUGGUACAUCUGAAAAUCAUACCAAUGGAAAUAAGAUUCAGGUUGCCUAAAUACUGACUUGAGCCCAGAUCCCCAGUGGGAAGUGAGGAUCUGGGUGUCUGGUCCCUAAUUUAGGCCCCCAUGAUUGAAAUAACUCUUACAGAAAGUCAUUUAGAAAAUUAAACAUUAGUUCUAAGUUGUCACAUACAAAAUUCAGUGAUGCCUGUAGGAAAUUAUAAAAUCCAGUUUUCUGUUUAAGGAAUCUCUUCCAUUCUGAGCUUUGUGUAUAUGAUUGCAAACCUUAGGGGUACAUGGUGAGUUGGAUUGGACGGCAGGAAAGAAAACUGUAGAAUUCUUGUAAAGAAAGUGUUAAAUUGGUUUUAGGGUGCCAGCUUGAUUCCACUGAAUGCUUUUUGUUUGCACAUAGCGUUCCAUGGGUAAAUAAAUGUACAUUGACAAGUCCCAACAGAUGCAUUAAUAACCCACACACUAACCCUGCUCCAUUACAUUCCUCCACCCCCAAAAAUAAUGCUAAUCCCAGGUUCUUGAUCCUGGAAUUGCACCUCAAGCAUGCUGUUCGCCAAAGGGCUUGCAAGCCCCAUGGUGCAGCUGGGCUAAGAAUGACUAAAAUUCUGUGAUUAAUGGCCAAAGCAGAGAUAUCAAUCAUUAACAUGACUUUUUCUGUUUCAGUAUCCGCACUGUCCUGGUGUUUUAGGAUCAGCAUGGGGAGGUUACGUGAAAUCUUAAAACAAAGUGUGGAGGAAACUCUUGGAUGAUUCUUUGCUACUACUAGCUGAGUAAAAUGGACCAAACAAAACACUGUUUAAUUAGUACAGUUUGUCUAUGAAAACUUGUACCUGGGUCCAGAGCUUUGGAAAUUAAUUAAAGCAAUUAAAUUAAAA
Molecule: messenger RNA, 1905 nt
Organism: Chrysemys picta bellii (western painted turtle)
Lineage: Eukaryota; Metazoa; Chordata; Testudines; Emydidae
Source: RefSeq, a predicted model, not a curated record